AUGGCAUCAUUUGCCGUUGUGGUCUUAGUUGUGUUUGGAUACGCAUUUAGUAAUUCAUAUUUUGCACAAUAUCCAAUUGAACGUGUUGGUCCAUCAAUGUUCGCUUGUGAUAUGGAUAUUCGCAAUGCAAAAUUUAGUAGUGGACUGCGUUCCAUAUCUUCAACUGUAUCAGAAGAUGAACAAUUAAUUUAUGAUAUUAUCUUUUCGAACUGA
Didymodactylos carnosus is the source of this 213-nucleotide messenger RNA. The record is from the annotation of a GenBank genome assembly. Lineage: Eukaryota; Metazoa; Rotifera; Eurotatoria; Philodinida; Philodinidae.